AAUAUUUUUGAUUUGAUACCCUUGAACUCAAUUUUGUCCUCCAGUAGCUAUGGUCAAUUGCAAUUAUAUAUCAGUUAUUCUUGUGUUAGGUCAGGAAAACACUCAAAUAGAUGAAGCCAGCAGCCAUGAAUAACACAAUGAGCCAGCAUGGCCUAUCAUAUUCCCAUCCUGGCUAUGCAUCGCAUCCCAACGCAAGCUAUUGCUACCCUACAGCAUCCACAACUCAGGCCCUUGUCUAUAACCACAGCAAUGCUGGUACUGCUGCUGGCCAACAUGUGAAUGCUGCUAUCCAUGGCUCCACUCACCAGCAUGGCAGUCUUGCAUCCAUCCCAGCUCAUCUGAAAGACCCAAACCUGAACCUUCCCAUCCUGUCUUCAGAUGCUCGACCAGCAGCCAUGUAUCCACAAUCAUCAUUUUACAUUAACCCUUACAUGAACACAAUGACAAUGCCCCUGAGCCUGGGCCAGCAAGCAUCUUUCAUGAGCCACCACUACAUAGCUCCUCCUCCGGGCUUCAAUGUGACCAGCAGCGGUGGUGUCAUGCCUCCCUACUGCCCUGACGUAGCACCGGUGAGCACCUCGGCCGCUGACUCCAGCAGACAUCAGAUAUAUUCAAGCAAUCCAAGUAGUGUGGUGCCUUACAACGCUGCCUUCCCUCCACCUCCUCCCGCUCCAUACCACACUCCUUUUGUGGCAUACAAAUAUCCACAGGAGUAUCCAGGAGUCUGUGCUGACGUUGACGUUGCUCUGUACACUGAGCUGCACGAGACGCACCUCAGUCAUCUCAAUACCGACGACUCGCCUGACAAGCUGCAGCUCCGAAAAACUAUGGAUGAAUUAAUAGAGCGGUUUUUAUCGAUGACACCGCACCGGUUCAAGUUCAGCUUCGCAGGCGUGCGGGAGACGCUCGAGAAGAGCAUCCUUGAGCUGCCUUCCUGUGAUGCCUUCAAAGCGGCCGAGGCUUUUGAGGCUCUCGCGUCCUACGCCACGAACCUCGUGUCGCAGCCAUGGCGGCGCGAGUACAGGGCUAUCAAGGUGUACAGCGGCUACUGGGUGCACCACGUGUCCGAGCACCUGGUGGGGGCAGAAGCCAUCCUGCUGCUGAUGGGGUACCAGCCCUCUAGGAGGAGCCGUGCCGGUAAGACUCAGGACGGCGCCCCCGUCGGCUGCUACGAGCUGCCGGCGUCACCGUCCAUGGUGGAUGGCGACCUGGUCACGCGCCUCGCGCUCGACUGCCACAUCGCCUGCUCAGAGUGUCAGGUGCUGGGGCAGCUGCAUCAACACCUGCCAGGUCUGACGCUGCGUCAGCUGCUACAGUACCGUCAGCAAAACGUGGGCACCUACCAACAGAUGGUGCAAAAGUUGCUGCCGCUGUGUCCGAAAUCUUCUAAUGUCUCAAGCCCUUGGUCCGAUGAAGUGGACACGGCGCCAUCGAAAUCUCCGGUAUUUGGACACACUUCGCCCACCAAGUUGACGUCCCCAACCAAAGCUCCCGCCAAGACGCUAGCUGCCAGCCAGAGUCAGCUGCAGCUGAGCGCUGCUGCACGCAAUGAAGGAAGAACCUUGCCUCUUUCCUCGCUCCCUUCGACCCCAACCUCCUCGAUGGCAACCCUAGACCGGCCGCGGCUUGGAGACAUCACAAACGCUACGAAGACCGAGCACCUGCAGCUCACUAGCCAGCCUCACCACAGCGAGGGAGGCGGGCAGAUGCGGGAGCUUGAUGACCUCUUCGAGAACCUCGGCAUGAAGGAGGCGCGACUGAGCCGCCCUGCCAGACCUGAGCGGCACAGGGAGACGCUGGGGCGGCGACACGACGACAAGCGAGGAGUCAGUAGCGUGGCCAUCGCGAAGCUUAUUGACCACAGCGACCAGAACAACAGACAAGACAACAGACUCGACAACAGACUAGAAAACAGGCACGAUAAUAAGCAUGAAAACAGACAUGAAAGUCGGAGCAGCAGGAAAUCGCACGAAGCUCCCACCAGCAUCCUGCCUAAGGUGCUGCCUCACGCGCGGUCCACGAAGCCCUACACCGCGCGAGGGUCGGGGGGUGUGAUGGCGCCCCUCGACACGGGCGAGGGCUGCUGCCUGCCCGCGUCCAUCCCGCGGGAGGUGUUCCAGGAGAGCACCCUCGACGAGCACGUCAGCAAGGCCUUCUCCCAUGCUCACGACCUCGGCAGGAGUGACGCCAGGGGCACAGCCGGCCCCAAGGUUCCUUCUCUUAACAGUGACUGGGACUUUGUCCUAAAGAACCUGGAGAACCGCGGCUACAGCAAAGACGUCGGCAACCGCGGCGACAUCUUGCAGCGCGAGCUCCGCUCCCCCGAAUCGACGCCCCACCCUGACAACAAAGAGGGCAUGGUGGACCUCAUCCCCAGCACCGUGCAUGCCGUUAACAAGGAUAUGGUGCCUCAAUACGACGUCUCCAACAGCGUCAACGGCGCCCUGAACGUCGACGUCGCUGGUGACGCCUCGCUACGUCUUGGCGAGCGUCGGGCUGGGGCGGGCGCCGGUAGCUGCUCGGCGAGGGACCGCGCCAGUGAGAGGAGCCGGGGUGGUGGAGGCGACUCGAGCAGCGUUACGGACCAGCGCCAGAGUUUGUACGACAACGUUUCCUACGAUGGCUUCCAGACCGCGCGGCAGGACUCCGAUGAAGAGGAAGACGUACGAAAACUUGCUGCCGACCGCCUGCACGAUGCCGGCUACCAUAAAACCCUAUUGCCGGGCGAUAAAUACGCACCCCAAGGGGGCGAUAAAUCUUGUUCCAGGGACGAAUUCUUCUCGAAGCUCGCAAGCCCGCAACCCACAUACGUAGCAGAUAAAUAUUCCGCUCAUGGAGGCGACAAAUAUCCAGGGAAAACAGCGGAUACAUUUAGUCCCGAGGGCUCAAAUCACAGCGAUAAUCAAUCCUCGUCUAACUCUUCGACGGUGCCCAACCGCACCUCUAGCAAGAGCUCCAAGUUCAGUAAGCAGAAAUUUAGUAACUUAGGUGCGGUAUUGACAAGCAAGCUCUCAGGUUCCGACUCAGGCAAGAACAAAUCAAGCGAAGGCAAACCUAAGUCAACCAGCGAGACCGUGGUGCCGUGGUCGUGUGUUGCUUGUACCUUCCAGAACGAGACGAGCAGCAACAUUUGCGAGAUGUGCAGCAAGUCUCGGCCUCACGUCUCGGGUCCCAUCAAGCCUCUCGAGACCGGGGGCCGGGAGUGUCAGCAGUGCACCCUCAUCAACGAGAAGACGGCCAUCAUCUGCUCGGCCUGCAACCUUCCUCUGGAAUCCUGCCCCACCUACAUCUAGAUGACCCUACAUCUGGAUGACCCCUACAUCUAGAUGACCCCUACAUCUGGAUGACUCCUGCCCCACCUACAUCUAGAUGACCCCUACAUUUGGAUGACUCCUGCCCCACCUACAUCUAGAUGACCCCUACAUCUAGCUGACCUCUGCCUCACCUACAUCUAGAUGACUCUUGCCUCACCUACAUCUAGCUGCUCCCUACAUCUAGAUGACUCUUGUCUCACCUACAUCUAGCUGCUCCCUACAUCUAAAUGACUCUUGCCUCACCUACAUCUAGAUGACUCCUGCCUCACCUACAUCUAGCUGCUCCCUACAUCUAGCUGCACCCUACAUCUGGAUGACUCCUCCCCCACCUACACCUAGCUGCACUCUACAUCUAACUGUACCCUACAUCUGGAUGACUCCUUCCACACCUUCAUCUAGACGACCCCUACAUCUAGAUGACUCCUGCGGUCCUGCUUCACCUACGUAGCUCUCAGGGCACUCCACAUGAACCUACACCGCAGUCAUGUUCUUAUUCUCCAGAAAAUCUUGCUCUUGUAUCCACGUGCGCUGCUACUCUUCUCGUUCGUGCUGAAGCAGGGCGGGCUUGUUGCUUCUAGAUUGUGUUCAUGUAACGCAUGUAUCUUAUUAGGGCAAGAUUUUCAUUUAAAGAAAUAAUUAUAACUUACUUAUCAUGCACGGAGUUUUUUUAUUUGCAGCGUGUAGAUAUGUAUAUGUGAUUGCACAUAUAUUUUUUUUCUAUCGAGGAAGAAUUUUCGGUAAAUAAUAAUACACGGCCUUGUGCAAUAAGGUAGCAAGUUUUUUUAUUUUAAUUCUUUCUGUAGAAUGAAGGGAAACGUGCGCCAAUUACAAGUGUAUUUUCACAGCUUAGAAUUGGCGAAUCCAUCACAAAAUAUCAGAGGAAAUGAUGUGUUCUACAAAUGUAACACCCGUAUUUUGUAUUUGUUAUCGUGCAGUCUCGUUGUUUGCCUCAUCUUCAUUUAAACACUAUCUUGUUGCCCGGCUGCUGUCAAUUUCACAUAAAUGCUUUUCAUAUAUUAUGACCUAUCAGGAGACCUAGGAUAUUUCUCACCCCCAACACGAGCUUAGUUCCAUCAUCUAUUUGAGGAUGUUGUUUCAAUCUUUUCUUGUACCGUUUUGUGUCUGCUGAGUGGAGUAAAUUGAUGCUUAGUUGCAUGUUUACUGCGUUGCAUGUACUGGAAUUCUGUAAUUGAAUAUUUUUUUACCUUUCGAGGCAUUGAAUUUUUUGUAUAGUUCUGUUUCAAGACGCACGGCGUGACUCCAGAAAAUUGCUCUUUGCCUCGUGUCCGGCGCUCACCAGUCGAGUGCAGACUAAUGAAUUAAUCUCCAUUAUUACUGCCUCCAUGAUCCAUGGCAUCUGUCUCCAUGAUGAAUUCCCACCAUCACCAUGAUGAAUGCCCACCAUCUCCAUGAUGAAUGCCCACCAUCACCAUGAUGAAUGCCCACCAUCUCCAUGAUGAAUGCCGAUCAUCUCCAUGAUGAAUGUCCACCAUCACCAUGAUGAAUGCCGAUCAUCUUCAUGAUGAAUGCCGAUCAUCUUCAUGAUGAAUGCCCAUCAUCUCCAUGAUGAAUGCCUAUCACUUGUCUUUAAGAUGAACGCUUAUAUUUAUCUCCAUGCGCCCAGCGUUACAGCACCACCGAGCGACCAAAGCCCAAGCCAGGAGCUCAAUGAAAUGUACUUGGCAGAGAAAUUUUUUUGUUUACCGAGUAGAAUUUUUAUCCCAGACGCUCGUUUCUAGCUCGUAUAUUCUGCUAUGAUAUUAUCGAAGGCUGCGUCAUGCUUGCUGCUUUACUAAGGUUUAAUAAAUAACAUCGUAACGGUGUUGGCGUUCCUCUAACUUACCGUAACUUUAAUUUCAACUAACAAGAGCACGCUUUAUUCUAUUAGUUCUUUAGGUCACGAAUAAUGUUCCUUGAAGUAUUUUAUCGGUGCUGCGUGUUUCUGUCGUGACUCUAGAUAGCAUUACACAUUAUUCUCUGCAAUGAAACCAAAGUUUGCUCUAAGAUUCGAGCUGUGAAUAACAUCAGAUUAUUUCAAUCACAAGUUAAAAUUUUAUCACGCAACUAGAGGGCUCAGUUUUUGUAAUGAAAAUAUCUGUAAGUCGAAUUUUAAAAUAUUGUUUUUCUAGAUAGGGACUGAAUCUCAGAGUUGCCAUGGCUCGCGUUUCGCCCUCCUGCCCUUCUAUAACAGCAACUCUAACGGCUAAUAACCUUACUGUUUGUUGUGUUUACGCCGAACUUGCGGUCGCCUACACUUCUGAGCUCUCGCGUUACGCAAUGUUUUAGUUAACAUUGAGAUGAGCAUUAAUGAGAGUUGAGCAUUAAUGAGAGUUCAGCAUUAAUGAGAGUUCAGCAUUAAUUAGACUUGAGCAUUAAUGAGAGUUAAGCAUUAAUGAGAGUUGUUAUGCGAGAACAAAAAUAUUUAUUGUGUUGACACUAAUGGAGUGGUCAUUGGCGACUGGAAAAAUAUGUAUAGUGGCCAGUAGAAAUAUUUUUCAGUCGUGGAUAUGACCGUCGAUUUGAAA
Molecule: messenger RNA, 5839 nt
Organism: Hyalella azteca
Lineage: Eukaryota; Metazoa; Arthropoda; Malacostraca; Amphipoda; Hyalellidae
Gene: tamo
Exons: 10
Coding region: 111-3293 (1060 amino acids)
Cellular component (GO): cytoplasm
Source: RefSeq, a predicted model, not a curated record